CACUCUCGCCCUACAUAAAGGGCGCAAUGGCCGACAGUUUCCUUCCCCAUCACCGUGAAAUCCUACUUUCGCGCUGCCCACCAGUACUCUCGACCUACAAUACUUGUCUAUUAAUAUCCAAAGUCAACCCUACCUUGCAAGUGGCUGCCCGAAUAUCUCUGUUCUCCUGCUUUACCGUCUAAAGAAAGGAAAAAAGAAAACGAUCUUUUAAUCACGAUAUAUUCCUGCACAAGGACCGACCUUCGAAGUUGCGUGAGAUUUGCGAUGUCAUCACCGGGUUAUUCUCUUCCCGAGGGCUAUGCUCCGGGAAGUUUCUGGUACUAUGCACCCAAUAAACCAGCGCCGAUCGUGUUCUCGAUUCUUUUUACGGUCUCCGGUAUUUGGCACUUUUAUCAAUGUGAGAAAACCUGUCGCUUCAGAAGUUGGAAGGCGACCUCCAUGCUUCCCGUUGCUGCUCUCAUUUUCGUUGCGGGCUUUGUUUUGAGAGCCAUUGGGGCGUGGCACUAUGACAACCUGAAUGUCUUCAUUGCAAGUACAGUGAUGGUGCUUUCUGCGCCACCGUUCUAUGAGGCGGCCAACUUUUUCACACUAGGCCGCAUACUAUACUACGUCGCAUAUCAAGCGCCGAUGCAUCCUGGACGUGUCGUUACGACGUUUUCCUUCCUUCAGAUGGUCGUGGAAGCGCUGAACGGCACGGGGGGUGCUCGUGUCCAGAACGGAACGCUCACUGCACAGCAGCAAAAUGUUGGGAAGGCCAUGCUCAAGACUGCUCUCAUUCUUCAGCUAAUAUGCCAAGCUUGUUUCAUAACUCUUGCCGUGGCUUUCGAAUACCGCUGCCACAGAGCCGGCCUGCUGCCGAAGAGGCUCCGGAACGUCCUUCGAGUUCUUUACCUCUCCUGCCUUCUUAUAACAACCCGCACGGUCUAUCGCACGGUCGAAUGGUUCGAAGACUCUGUGAUCGUCUAUACCGACCCGUCAACCUUCCCGCCCCUCUUCAAGCGCGAAUGGUUCUUCUGGUUCUUUGAAGCCACCCUUAUGGUGAUCAACACCUGGCUUCUGAACCUCUGCCAUCCAAGCCGCUACCUUCCCUCGAACCUCCAUAUUUUUCUUGCUACUGAUGGGGUGGGGGAGAUCCUAGGCCAGGGGUUCAGGACCAAGCGAAACUUCUGGUACUCUAUCAUCGAUCCGUUCGACAUGUGGGGCCUCCUUCCAGGACAGUUCAAGGAGCGGGAGUUGUGGCUUCAGCAGGCGCGGGAAGAGACAGCCGCUCAUCGGGAGGAGAUCAAUGGGAACGGAGCGAGCAACAGUGAGGCCAAGCCAUAGCGCCCAAUUCGCGCAUCAUCUCCCUUGGAUCAUUGUAUGCCGGCUCUGCUCUCCCUUCUUUGUCACGACGAUUAGGACGGCUCAAAACUUCGAAUUUCUUAUGCUUAUCGUCUGUGCAUGAGGUGUUGGUUGUUGAUGUUGUAGUGAGGAAGGCCUGAUGACGUAAGGAUAUGUGUCUAGAGGCUGUGUUGAUACAGUAUGAAGAUUAAUGAAUGUUAAUGAUUUGAUGA
This is a messenger RNA of Dacryopinax primogenitus, 1553 nucleotides long. Its product is annotated as RTA1 domain protein. The transcript is spliced from 7 exons. The record is from RefSeq and is a predicted model, not a curated record. Bases 265 to 1323 code for a protein of 352 amino acids. Gene Ontology annotation, cellular component: membrane. NCBI's taxonomy places the organism in Eukaryota, Fungi, Basidiomycota, Dacrymycetes, Dacrymycetales, Dacrymycetaceae.